AUGGAUGCCGGAGACAAGGGUGACGGAUCAUACCAGGGCCUGCGCCAUCUUUCCAAACGGCCACUCUCCGUCUUGCAUGAGGCAGAAAGAAAUGUGAACCAAGAGAUGGAUCAAAGCUACCAAAUCAGACUGGAAGACACUGAUCUGGCCCAACAAUAUCAUCUUCCAGCCCGGGUGGAGGCGCGUCCUGGGGAUGCGGGGCACAGCCUCCUGCUCCUGCUCGCGGUGGCCGCGGCCCCGAGGGAGACCCGGGCGGGCCCCCACUCCAUGAGGUUUUUCCACACUGCGAUGUCCCGGUCCGGCUCGGGGAGCCCCGCUUCAUUAUCGUGGGCUACAUGGACGGACGACACGCAGUUCGCGCGGUUCGACAGCGACUCCCCAGGUCAGAGCGCAGAGCCCCGGGCGCCCUGGGCGGAGCAGGCGGAGCAGGUGGAGCAGGAGGACUGGGACGAGGAGACGCGGAUCCUAAGGGACAGCACACUGUGGUACCGCGCGCAGCUGGACUCCCUGCGCGGCCUCUACAACCAGAGCGAGAGCGGCUCUCACACCCUCCAGAGGAUGUGUGGCAGCGACAUGGGGCCCGACGGGUUCCUCCUCCGCGCGUACAGUCAGUUCGCCUACCACGGCGCCGAUUACCUGGCCCUGAACGGGGACCUGCGCUCCUGGACCGCGGCGGACACGGCCGCUCAGAUCACCCGCGCCAGUGGGAGACCCAGUGAGGCAGAGAAAUUCAGGAACUAUGAGAAGGGCAAGUGCUUGAGGUGGCUGUGCACAUUCCUGGAGUACGGGAAGGAGACUCCGCAGCGCACGGAUCCCCCAAAGACACGCAUGACCCACCACCCCACCUCUGAGCAUGAGGUCACCCUGAGGUGCUGGGCUCUGGACUUCUACCCAGCGGACAUCACCCUGACCUGGCAGCGAGAUGGGGAGGACCUGACCCAGGAGAUGGAGCUGGUGGACACCAGGCCUGGGGGAGACGGAACCUUCCAGAAGUGGGCGGCUCUGGUGGUGCCUUUUGGAGAGGAGCAGAGAUACACGUGCCAUUUGCAGCAUGAGGGGCUGCUGGAGCCCCAAGUCCUGAGAUGGGUGCCCCCUCCUCAGUCCUUCAUCCCUACUUCGGGCAUCAUUGCUGGCCUGGUUCUCCUUGGAGCUGUGCUCACUGGAGCUGCAGUGCCUGCUUCCUGGAGCGGACAUUUUGGCCAGCAGGUCCUGGCACUGCUCCGUGAGGUAGUCGGGCAGCUGGAGGUACGCGCUCAGGACGCGCACCCUGACCGCCGGGAGGUGGGGUGCCCUGAAGGGCAGUUUGCCGGCCCCCACUCCCUGAGGUUUUUCUCCACUGCGAUGUCCCGGCCCUGCCCCAGGGAGCCCCGCUACAUCGCCGUGGGCUACGUGGACGACACGCAGUUCGGGCGGUGCGACAGCCACUCUCCGGGCCAGAGUGUGGAGCCCCGGGCGCCCUGGGCGGGGCAGGUGGGGCCGGAGGACCUGGACGAAGAGACUCUGAUCCAAAGGGACAACGGGCAGUGGUUCAAAGCGCUCCUGAGGGACCUGCGCGACCGCUACAACCAGAGCGAGGACGGGUCUUACACCCUGCAGAGGAUGUUUGACUGUGAAGUGGGGCCAGACCUGAGCCUCCUCGGCGGGUAUGACCAGUUCGCCUACGACGGCGCGGAUUCCAUCUCCCUGAGCGAGGACCUGCGCUCCUGGACCCCCGGGGAUUCGGGGGCUCAGAUCACCCAGCGCGCGUGGGAGGCGGCGGGGAGGGUCGAGCGCGUCAGGCACAGUGUGCAGAGCAGGUGCUUCCCGCGGCUCCGCAGACUCCUGGAGAUGGGGAAGGAGGUGCUGCAGCGCACAGGUAAGAGGACACACAUGACCCUCCACCCCACCUCUGACCAUGAUGUCACCCUGAAGAGCUGGGUCCUGGGCUUCUACCCUGCGGACAUCACCCUGACCUGGAAGCAAGAUGGUGAGGACCUGACCCAGGACACAGAGCUGGUGGAGACCAGGCAUGGUGGGGAGGACAGAACCUUCCAGAGGUGGGUGGCUGAGGUGGUGUCUUCUGGAGAGGAUCAGAGAUACACGUGCCAUGUGCAGCAUGAGGGGCUACUGGAGCCCCAAGUCCUGAGAUGGGAGUCCCCUCCUCAGUCCUCCAUCUCUACCACGGGCAUCACUGCUGGCCUGGCUCUCCUUGGAGCUGUGCUCACUGGAGCUGCGGUGGCUGCAGCUCAGGGACAUAAAUCAAAAAGCUACCAGGCACUGCAGGCACUGGGGCGGGACACCCACACCAAGGUUAUGCUGGUGCUGCACGAGCUCACAGACAUGAAGGUGCACAUCAGGGGCGUCCGGAAGUCCGUGCUGCUUGACCUCCAGCUCCUGGCCCACGAGAUGGGGUGCAUGAAGGCCCUUUAUCACCCGAACAUCAUGGAGCUCUUCCAGGACCCGGCCAUAACCAAAGCUAUGGAGCGCCUGCGCUACCAGAGGCAGGAAAUUCGGGAGGCCAUUGAUGCUAACAACCGAGGUUUUGGGGAAUGCCCGAAGGCCGGUAUCCUGCGAAAGUCCAAAAGAGGGGAAGGAUGCCACCCCAGGCAACAGGGUCAUCUCCGCCAGGUCCCUGAGCUGGAGGACACCCAGGAGCACACCACCGCCACAGGGCCAGGCCCCCUGCUAGAGGACACCCCGAAGGCAGACCCUCUGUGCUAG
Talpa occidentalis (Iberian mole) is the source of this 2700-nucleotide messenger RNA. RefSeq lists its product as uncharacterized. Gene Ontology annotation, biological process: immune response; antigen processing and presentation of endogenous peptide antigen via MHC class I via ER pathway, TAP-independent; antigen processing and presentation of endogenous peptide antigen via MHC class Ib. NCBI's taxonomy places the organism in Eukaryota, Metazoa, Chordata, Mammalia, Eulipotyphla, Talpidae. Gene Ontology annotation, molecular function: signaling receptor binding; peptide antigen binding. Gene Ontology annotation, cellular component: external side of plasma membrane. The record is from RefSeq and is a predicted model, not a curated record.